Cinara cedri is the source of this 2405-nucleotide messenger RNA. NCBI's taxonomy places the organism in Eukaryota, Metazoa, Arthropoda, Insecta, Hemiptera, Aphididae. The record is from the annotation of a GenBank genome assembly.
AUGAAAAACAAACAUUCCUUUAUAUUUCUACCAAACCCUCGGUAAGUACACCGUGGUAACAAAAAAGGUUAGGUGAAUGGUGAUAAGUACAUUUUUACGCGGGUAUAAAUUGUCUGUACUCAAGACAGUAGAGCAGUGUUUCCCAAAGUGGGCGAUAUCGCCCCCCUGAGAAAACUAGAGCUAUCCAGGGGGCGAUGGAAGUUACAAGCUUAAUUAGGGAGCAUAGACUUAAAAAAAGGGGCGGUCACUGUAUUUAUUUUUUUCAACAACAUUAUGUAGAAUGUAGAUUGUAGGUAGUACAAAUUAUUGUACCUGUAUAUUUUGUAUUUUUAAAUUUAGAAUUUAAACCCAUCAUUAUCACAAUAAAUGUAACAUAGUACACUAUUUCUACUUCUAUAUUAUUUGAAUGUUAUCUGUAUUGCGGUAUUGGUAAUUUAGUAUACUCGCGGAUGCCGAUCUUGUUCAUUGUCGUUAUUAUUUUUAUAAUUGUGGAUUUAAGAUCUUUUUUCAUUUGUACGNAUACCUAUACUAUAUAAUAAUAAUACAUAAUACUUAUUUAUAAACAAUACAUUCAUUUUUCAUUGCAUAUAAUGUAUACUUUUGUACCUAUAUACUUUUUUCUUUAAGAGGGCGUCUGUCAGAUUUUUUUUUGAAGUGGGCGGUAAAGAUAAAAAGUUUGGGAACCACUACAGUAGAGUAACGCCUUAUCAUCUAGUUGGUAUCAUUUAAUACGUGUAUACGGUAUCAUUUAUUUACGUUAUCAAAUUUAAUUUUCUUUAAUAUUUAUACAAAUAUAUUAUGAUAUAACCAUAGAAAACAAAAUAAAAACUGUAUAAUAUACAGUUAUACGCGAUGGUACGCAAAACCAGUGCUAACCUAGUGUUUUAUUUGUGGAAAAAUUCUCGCAAAUAGAAGCAUAAAACCAGUAAAACUCAAAGAACAUCUUGUUUCGUUACAUCCUCAACAUGCAUCAGAUAAUUUGGAAGUCUUUCAAACAAAAAAGGCACGUUUUGAAAAAGGUGGUACAUUAACCGAACUUGGAUUUGUACCUCCACAAAAACCAUGUCUCAAAGCAUCUUACAAGGUAGCGUACCGCAUUGCUAGAAAUAAGAAACCACAUACUAUCGGAGAAUCAUUAAUAAAAUCAUGUGCAUUAGAAAUGGUAGAAUUGGUUUGUGGUUUAGAACAACGAAAAAAAAAUUGAAGCUGUACCUUUGUCAAAUGACACUAUUCACUCCAGGAUCUCUGAUAUGUCAAAUAAUAUUUUUGAGCAAGUAAUUUCAGAAUUAAAUUCUACCCAUUUUCCAUUUAGUAUGCAACUGGAUGAAAGAACUGACAUUUCUAAAUGCAGCCAGUUAUUAGUUUUUGUGCGUUAUAUGUGUUCUGGGACUAGUAAAGACGAAUUACUAUUUUGCCAACCACUUUUGGAAAGUACAAAGGCAAUAGAUGUUUUUGAAAUGAUCACCAAUUUUUUUUCAAAACAAAAUAAAUUAUAAGAAAAAUCUUGGUUCGCUGUACACCGAUGGUGUUCCUGCGAUGCUUGGUAAAUCAUCUGGUUUCACAGCUUUGAUAAAGAAAGAAAUUCUUGACAUUAUCACUCAUUGCUUUCUUCAUCGGCACGCUUUGACAUCUAAAACUUUACCAACGGAUCUAAAAGAGAUAAUGACAAUUACAGUUAAAAUUGUUAUUUUUAUCAGAGCUAGAGCAUUAAAUCACCGACAUGAAGUUCUUCUCUAUCACACAGAAGUACGUUGGCUUUCCAGAGGACAAGUUAUGAAACGCGUGUAUGAACUUCGAAAAGAAAUUUCUUUUUUUUUAGUUGAAAGGCAAAGCUCACUUGCAAAACAUUUCAAUAAUAUUGAGUUCAUUCAUGGAUUGGCAUAUUUAACAGAUAUUUUCAAUCAUUUGAACGAAGUAAAUACAUCGAUUCAAGGGCGAGAAGUGACAAUUAUGGAUGUAUCCGAAAAAAUGAAUGCAUUUUUAAGUAAAAUCCCCUUGUGGAAAAGAAGAUUACAGUCAGAAAACUUAGCAAACUUUCCAACACUUGACCACAAACUUUCACAAAAUAAUAUUGUUUUAUCUGGUUCUAUACGUACACAAAUUUGUGAACACCUUGACGUUCUUGAAAAUUAAUUUGGUGGUUAUUUCAGUUCUUACGCAAUCCUUUUAUUGUUGACUUAAAUACUAUUGAUGAUUCAGAUCUUGUUAAAGAUGAGUUAAUUGAUUUAAGAUCAAAAGAAAUAACACGGCAAGAUUUUCAAACAAAAAAUUUAAUCGAAUUUUGGUGUUCAUUGACAAAGGCUUAUCCGCUGGCUGUAUCUAGGGCAGUGAAAUUUUUGAUUCCAUUUUCCACUACAUAUUUCUGGGAUUUUGGGAUUGGGACUGGGAUGUUGGGAUUUUCUUAA